This is a messenger RNA of Diaporthe citri, 825 nucleotides long. RefSeq lists its product as uncharacterized. The coding region runs from base 1 to 825 and encodes 274 amino acids. The record is from RefSeq and is a predicted model, not a curated record. The transcript has 5 exons. NCBI's taxonomy places the organism in Eukaryota, Fungi, Ascomycota, Sordariomycetes, Diaporthales, Diaporthaceae.
AUGGCUGCUGGUGCAAGGAAAUUCGCGCCUCUCAAGGAGGGGUCGGCAGCAAAUACCCACGUGCCUAGACUCAAGGGCAUUGUUUUCGAUGUGGACGGUACCCUCUGCCAGCCACAGAACUAUAUGUUUGGCGAGAUGCGAAACGCCCUCUCAAUCACAAAGGAAAUCGAUAUCCUCGACCACAUCUACUCGCUCCCCACGCCCGAGGAUAGGGAGAAGGCUAUGGAAUCAAUCCGGGAUAUCGAGCGCACGGCAAUGUCAAAGCAGCAGGCUCAGCCGGGCCUCGUCGAGCUGAUGACCUAUAUCGACAGCAAGAAUCUGCCGAAGGGCAUCUGCACGCGCAACUUUGACAUGCCCGUCGACCACCUGAUCACAAAAUUCUUGUCGGCCGUCAAGCCAUUCCACCCCAUCAUCACACGGGAGUUCCGGCCACCGAAACCCGAUCCGGCCGGCAUCCUGCACAUCGCGCGCUCGUGGGGGUUUACGCGGACCGGCGGCUCCUCCGGCGGCGGCAGGGAGGAGCUGAAGAAAGUGUUCAUGGGAAAUGGAGCCGAGGUCAAGUCGGAGGUCGUGGGGGCCGGCGACGGCACGUCUGAGCUGGACGCGGAGGUGAAGGGGGAGGAGGCUGACGCUAGUGGGUUGAUCAUGGUGGGUGAUUCGAUCGACGAUAUGACGGCUGGCCGGAGGGCGGGCGCGGCAACUGUCCUUCUUGUCAACCCUGCCAACGAGCACCUGGCCAAGCAUGAGCAUACCGAUCUGGUGAUUGGCCGGUUGGAUGAGUUGAUUCGUCACUUGGAGGAUGGGUUCACGGGAAGGGAGAUAUGA